Molecule: messenger RNA, 5319 nt
Organism: Scomber scombrus (Atlantic mackerel)
Lineage: Eukaryota; Metazoa; Chordata; Actinopteri; Scombriformes; Scombridae
Gene: itsn1
Product: intersectin 1 (SH3 domain protein)
Biological process (GO): positive regulation of Rho protein signal transduction; intracellular signal transduction
Molecular function (GO): protein binding; calcium ion binding; guanyl-nucleotide exchange factor activity
Source: RefSeq, a predicted model, not a curated record
CACCGGAAAGACGGUUUACGGUGAUAAAAAAAAACGGGGAUUUACAGCAUUAUAUUGGCUGCUUAGACACAGAGGGAGAUACUUAACCUGGCAUUUGACUAUGGGAUGCGAACUAUGAGGUGUUGUGUAGCUGCAGAAGACUGAGUGAACCAUGGCACAGUUCCCCACCACAUUCACAGGUCCAGAUGUGUUUCUGAUCUCGGUGGAUGAGAGAGCCAAACAUGAUCAGCAGUUUCACAGCCUCUCUCCAACGGCCCGGGGUUACAUCACAGGCGACCAGGCCAGAAACUUCUUCCUUCAAUCAGGACUGCCGCCGCCCAUCCUGGCCCAAAUCUGGGCGCUGGCUGACAUGAACAGUGAUGGCCGUAUGGACAUCCACGAGUUCUCCAUCGCCAUGAAACUCAUCAAGCUAAAACUCCAGGGUCACCCUCUGCCCUCCACGCUACCCCCAAGUAUGAAACAGCCCCCGCUGCCUAUACCCCCAGUGUCCGGCUUUGGCAUGCCUCCCAUGCCCCCCAUGGGUCCCAUCGCUGCUCCUCUUGCAGGCGUGCCCCCGCUCCCCCUGCCUCCUCUCCCCGUCGGAGUUUCUCCCCCGCUCGUCUCGUCCGCCCCACCACCCAUCCCCCAGCCCAUUGCCAACGGUGCUCCUCCUACAGGCAUGAUGCAGCCCAUCUCAGGCUUCUCCCACCCAGCUUCCUCUGUCAGCAAGACUGCAUCAUUUAAUCGUUCCAGUACCAAGUUGCAGAAGGGGCCGUCCUUUGAUGCCACUAGUAGUCAGCCUCCAGCGGUUCCGGUUGACUGGGCUGUUCCUCAGUCCUCCAGGCUGAAGUACCGGCAGCUUUUUAACUCCCACGACAAGAUGAUGAGUGGACACCUCACUGGUCCCCAAGCUCGCACUAUCCUGAUGCAGUCUAGUCUUCCUCAGGGCCAGCUGGCCACGAUAUGGAGUUUAUCAGAUAUCGACCAGGAUGGAAAGCUAACAGCUGAGGAGUUUAUCUUGGCCAUGCACCUCAUAGAUAUGGCUAUGUCCGGUCUACCGCUGCCCCCUGUGUUACCCCCAGAUUACCUCCCACCUACAUUCAGGCGUGUGCGUAGUGACAGUGUUCAGUCGGACCAGAAGAGCGUCCAGGAGGAGAUUGAGGAAGAGAUGGAAAGCCAGGACAAGAAACUAGCAGUGUCGUUUGAGGAUAAAAAGAGGGAGAACUUCGAGCGAGGGAACCUGGAGUUGGAGAAGAGACGUCAGGCUCUGCAGGAGCAGCAGAGGAAAGAACAGGAGAGGCUGGCUGCACUGGAGAGAGAGGAACUGGAGAGAAAGGAGCGUGAGCGAAUGGAACAAGAGAGGAGGCGACAACAGGAGUUAGAAAGACAGCUGGAGAAACAGAGGGAGCUGGAGAGGCAGAGAGAAGAGGAGAGACGUAAAGAGAUAGAGAGGAGAGAGGCAGCAAAGCGGGAGCUGGAGCGGCAGAGGCAGUUGGAGUGGGAGCGGCAGCGUCGUCAGGAGCUUCUGACUCAAAGAAACAGAGAGCAAGAGAGUAUCGUGCUGCUCAAAGCCAGGAAGAAGACCCUGGAGUUUGAACUGGAGGCUCUGAAUGACAAGAAAAGCCAGCUGGAGGGGAAACUGAAGGACGUCCGAUAUCGUUUGUCAGCUCAGCGGAAAGAAGUGGAGCUGACCAAUCAGACCAGAGAAACACGCAUUGCUGAAAUCACACUUUUACAACAGCAGCUACAGGACUCCCAGCAGUGGUUGGGGAGGCUAAUUCCUGAUAAACAGAUUCUCAAUGAUCAGCUGAAACAGGUUCAACAGAACAGCCUGCAACGUGACAGUCUGUCAUCCCUGCAGAAGGCUGUGGAGCAGAAGGAGAGCAGCAGACAGCAGCUCAGAGAACAGCUGGAUGCUGUGGAGAGAGAGACCCGGGCCAAACUGCUGGAGAUAGACGCUUUCAACACCCAGCUGAAGGAGCUGAGGGAAAUCCACAGCCGGCAGCAGAGGCAGAAACAGAAGGAGCUGGAGGGAGACACACACUCACUGACACACACACACUCUCACAUACACACCCCGAUCGAGAGAAAGUCUGCCGAACUUCAGGACAGCAGGUUGUCAUCAGAGGAAAGUGUCGCCUGGAGGGAUGAAGCAGGAGGCGCUGUCCCAACAGCUCCGAGCCCCCCGCCCCUCUCAGCGCCUCACGCCUGGCUGAACAGAGUGACUCAAGAAGAGGACGAGAGGAAGAGGAGAGCGAUGGAGGAUGAAGAAGAGAGCCUCAAAGAAGCAGCAUCAGUAGAGGAGAAGGAGGAUGAGGUGAAAGGGAAGAAGGACAUGCAGGAGAAACUGACAAAGCUGUUCAGCCAGCCGAGCGACCCGUGGACUUCAUCAGAAAAGGGUCCGGUGCCCAACCUGUUUGACCAGAAGACUCCAGUCUGCAGCUUCGACCAGCAGCAGGGGUCGGUGAAGGUGGUCUACUACCGGGCUCUUUAUCCGUUUGACGCUCGCAGCCAUGAUGAGAUCACUAUCACCCCCGGAGAUGUAAUUAUGGUGGAUGAGUCUCAGACAGGGGAGCCUGGUUGGCUGGGAGGAGAGCUCAGGGGGCGGACCGGUUGGUUUCCGGCCAAUUACGCAGAACGGAUACCCGACAGCGAAGCUCCGAUCACCCUGCGAUCCACGGCCUCGGUGACCCCGACCUCAGCCCAGCAGCCAAUGGGCACGCCUCCUCCAGCGCCCGGACACACCUCCUCCUCCGCAUCCUCCGCCAACAGUAACUGGGCCGACUUCAGCACCACUUGGCCCUCAAAUACAGCCAGCCAGUCCGAGAGCGAGGGAUGGGACGCCUGGCCGACCUCUUCAACCAGUCAGAAUCCAUCGCUCAGCGUUCCCUCGGCGCAGCUACGGCAACGCUCCGCCUUCACGCCCGCUACCAUGACGACAGGCUCCUCUCCUUCUCCUGUGCUGGGACAGGGGGAGAAGGUGGAGGGUCUUCAAGCUCAGGCUUUGUAUCCAUGGAGAGCCAAGAAGGACAACCAUCUCAACUUUAACAAAAACGAGAUAAUUACAGUGUUGGAGCAGCAGGACAUGUGGUGGUUAGGAGAACUGCAGACCGGACAGAGAGGCUGGUUCCCCAAAAGUUACGUUAAGCUCAUCUCUGCCUCGAUUGUGGCGCCACCUGGUGGAAUCGCACCACGGAGCAAAAACCCAAGUGAGUCUGGAGUGUCGGAAAGCCCCCCCAAUGGGAAACGCCCCUCGCCUUCCCCAACCAAACCCUCUGAGUCUGGAGAAGAGUACAUCGCCAUGUACACCUACGAAAGCAGCGAACAAGGCGACCUGAGUUUCCAGCAGGGAGAUAUCGUCACGGUGACCAGGAAAGAAGGGGAUUGGUGGACGGGCAUGGUCGCGGGCAAGACCGGAGUCUUCCCGUCCAAUUACGUCAAACCACGAGAUUCAUCCACGGAGUCUUUGGGACCAGGAGGGAAGACGGGCAGCCUGGGGAAGAAACCAGAGAUCGCUCAGGUGAUCGCCCCCUACAGUGCAACAGGAGCAGAGCAGCUGACGUUAGCUCCGGGUCAGCUCAUCCUCAUCAGGAAAAAGAACCCAGGGGGCUGGUGGGAGGGGGAGCUGCAGGCCCGGGGGAAAAAGCGUCAGAUAGGUUGGUUCCCGGCCAACUACGUGAAGCUGCUCAGUCCCAGCACCAGCAAGACCACACCCACAGAGCCCACCCCUCCUAAACUGGCUCCUGCCAACACAGCUCUGUGUCAGGUGAUCGGCAUGUACGACUACGUGGCGCAGAACGACGACGAGCUGGCCUUCCUCAAGGGUCAGGUGAUCACAGUGAUCAACAAGGACGACUGUGAUUGGUGGAAAGGAGAGCUCAACGGGAGAGAGGGUCUGUUUCCUAGCAACUACGUCAAACUCACAACGGAUACCGACCCGAGCACACAGUGGUGCGCUGACCUCCACCUGCUGGACAUGCUGAGUCCAAUGGAGAGGAAGAGGCAGGGUUACAUCCACGAGCUCAUCGUCACCGAGGAGAACUACGUCAACGACCUGCAGCUCGUCACAGAGAUCUUCCACAAACCUCUGCUGGAGUGCGAGCUGCUGACGGAGAAGGAAGUGGCGAUGAUCUUCGUCAACUGGAAGGAGCUCAUCAUGUGUAACAUCAACCAAUCUUCCUCAACGAAGUGUUAGUGAAGCUGCCGACGGACCCGUCAGGAGAUGAACCGCUGUUCCACAUCUCUCACAUAGACCGAGUUUACACGCUGAGAGCUGAGAGCAUCAAUGAGAGGACGGCUUGGGUUCAGAAGAUUAAAGCAGCGUCAGAGCUCUUCAUCGAGACGGAGAAGAAGAAGAGAGAGAAAGCUUAUCUCGUUCGUUCUCAGAGGGCGACGGGUAUCGGUAGACUGAUGGUCAACAUCGUGGAGGGGAUCGAACUCAAACCCUGUCGCUCCCACGGAAAAAGUAACCCAUACUGUGAGGUGACCAUGGGGUCCCAGUGCCAUAUCACAAAAACACUACAGGACACGCUGAAUCCCAAGUGGAACUCCAACUGUCAGUUUUUUAUAAAGGACCUGGAGCAGGACGUCCUCUGUGUCACUGUGUUCGAACGAGACCAGUUCUCACCCGACGACUUCCUGGGCAGGACGGAGAUCCGGUUGGCUGAAAUAAAGAAGGACCAGGGCUCUAAAGGACCGAUCACGAAGCGGCUGCUGCUCCACGAGGUUCCUACAGGAGAGAUCGUGGUCAGGCUCGACCUCCAGCUGUUUGAGGAGCCGUGAAGCCCGGACCGGACCAGACUGGACCAGACUGGAUUAGACUGGAAUUGACUGGACUGGACUGCAGAGGGUUUGAUUUGGGACCUGACAUUUGACUCGGGUUAAACUGGACUGGUCUGGGUUAUCAACAUAUCAGCUUAAAACACUCCAAUUAAGUUAUUUAUUCACGCACAGCCAAUGCAUUUAUCACUUUAAGUCAUCUACUUGCUGCAAUACAAGAAAAAAAAUACAGAUUUUUAAUGAUUGAUUAUAAUUUGGAACAUUUUUCAAACACAUUUACAACAAAAGUGCAACUUUCUCUCACUGCUGCGCUGCAUUAUGUGGCAGCUUUCAAACCUUUUUAGCCUGUUUGGGGAGAAAAAUUUAAUUAAACUCAAAGUAUUAUACCUGAGCAAUACAAGAUUAAAAAAACAACACAGAUUUUUAACAAUUAAAUUACAAUUUGGAGCAUUUUUCAAAAACAUUUACAACAAAAAUACAACCUUAUCUUGCUGCUUCGCUUUAUUAUGUGGCAGCUUACACAUAUUUUUAGCCUGUUUUGGGAGAAAAAUGCAAUAAAAA